Messenger RNA from Durusdinium trenchii, 796 nucleotides. The record is from the annotation of a GenBank genome assembly. NCBI's taxonomy places the organism in Eukaryota, Dinophyceae, Suessiales, Symbiodiniaceae.
GGGCUCAGUGCAUGACAUUAGAUAUUUAGGGCACCUGAUCCCUGGGCCAAUCAGCAGCCAUGGAUGGACAAGCGAUUGCUUUUACUGUGCAGUAUGUGGAGCUUUUGACGUCUCUUCUGGGAAGCGGACAGCAAAGAAGCCAUGUACCGCUUCCAGAUGAUUCAGUAAAUUCCCGUGCUGAACGACUGCGUUUGAUUGCACCUUCCCCGCUUUCCUCUCCAGUGGCUGCAUUAGGCACAGGCUCCACCCCGGCAAACUGCGUCGAGGCGCCAAAGGUGCCCCAAGCGGAAGUACGUGCGCCCAAGGCCGUUGUACGGACCAAGGCGCCCCUGGUGCCACAGGGUCCAAGGAUCAUGCUUCCGCCUGGGGCCAUCAAGCCACAUUCAGAAUACCAGGCUGAGCGGUCCAAGAAGAGAUCUGCAGUACCAAUGCCGUGCCCUCUCGAGCUUCCUCAGGCAAACACCUUGCUGAGCCGUCUCAGUCUUCUGUGAGGCAUCGCCUUUUCGGAGCAGAGAUGGCACAGUUUGACAUUCUGCCACUGACACUGCAGAUAUAUAGUUUGCAGAUAUCAGGAGUGAUGCGAUUGAUUGAGGUCAAAAUUGCGGUGAAACCAGUUGUAGGCGCUCUUGAAGGCUUAUAUAAAAUGAAUCUCCUGGUGAAUGUGGCUUUAAUUAGUCUAUUGAUUGCGUUUCCAGUGUUUUGGGUGCGAUGCCGGCUCGCAGCAAAGACUUGGCUGUUCAAUAGACAGCCAGGGUGCAAAGGAUUUUUGCAAGUCUUGCCAACAUGCAAAUGCAUC